Molecule: messenger RNA, 4752 nt
Organism: Nelumbo nucifera (sacred lotus)
Lineage: Eukaryota; Viridiplantae; Streptophyta; Magnoliopsida; Proteales; Nelumbonaceae
Source: RefSeq, a predicted model, not a curated record
ACCACGAAGAAGCAGAAAUAGCUACUCAUACAUACUCACUUCAAUAUUCAAAGUUCAACUGUUCAAUAGUCAAUACAUAGUGAAAUCACAUUCCUCUUGUAUUUAUUUCCACAGAGACCUUCGAUAUCAAGUUUCAGCGGUUCACAUACUUGGGUGCUGUGACAGUGAAAGGAAGGACUGCUGCGGUUUACCGGAAGUUUUUGGGAUCUACACAUUCUAUUACGAAUAUUAUCUAAAUCUUCUGCUCAUGUACAGUUUGUAUAUAAAUCUAGGAACUUCACUAAGCCAGCUUAUGAUAUAGCUCAGGAAGUUAAAUAUUUGAAUGAGGAUUCUUUUGUUUGCCUUACUCCCCCAAGCUGGCUACACCCUUUCGCCUUUCGGUUUGUAUUUCUUGUCUUUUCUUUGUUAGCGAAGAAAGAGAAGCAAGUUACUUCCAGUGAACCGCAUCAGUCCUUCCCCAAACUGCCUUGUACUGCACAAUGAACUUGGUUUGUUUUGUUAAUUACUCUAUCUAUGUCCAUACUCAUAUCAUUUUGGAGACUUGUUAAUGGGUCAAACCUGAACCGAGGUCUUGGGUUUUAAGAUCUAAAUUACUACCGCUCAUCACUGACACAAUCUUGCUACGACGCCAUGCCAUAUAUCUGAUUCUAGCCUAAUGGAAGAGCAAUGCCUAUGGCUGGUUGGAUUGUGGGUCAGCUGGGGACUCGAGAAGCUGCUUCUCAUGUCCUUGAUAUCAUACAGAAGAAGAAGAAGAUGGCUGGCCGAGCAGUAUUUUUGGCUGUACCUCCUGAAAUGGUAAAUGCCACAUUGGCCUCGGAAUAUCUCUGGAGAUUGGAACAAAGUUCUGUCUCUCAUAUUAUUAGGACUAUUCUAAUUUGUCACACUGGAAUUCAAUUACCUGUCGAUGGUUAGAUUGCAACUAUAUUCAUCAAAAGUGAAAAAACCCGAAGGUUUAAUGGAAAACAUCCAAAGGGCUACUGGUCUACGACUCUACGCAUUAUGGAAAAUGGGGAAGUUUUUGAAGGAGAGCUAACUUAUUUCAGGUGAUUGAGCUCUCUCCAGAAGAGCUGAGUGAGCAUGACCGGCGGGUAUGGACUAUGGAGCAUUAGUAGUGUAAUCGUUGGAACAAAAACUGUUAAAGGAACCAAAAGACUGAAGUUGGACCCAACUAUAUAUGAUGCUUUAAUUAAGGAAAAGGAUACAGCACUAUGUGAUCUGCAUGUGGAAAAUUUCUUGACCUCAAUGGUGGAUGUGAUAUAUUAUCCCUAACAGACCAGAUGAUAAAACCUAGAAAGACUGAAAUCACUGAUAAGCUAGGAAAGGAGCUAAACAAGUUUUCCCACCAAUGAUUUUGGGCAGAUUUCAAAUUCUCUAUUGCUUGUAUAUUAUCUUGAGAUGCAUGGGAUGUGGAGAUGUAUAUGGUUUAAACCCACUGAGCUAGCUUUGCUGAUGGCACGUUGUAAACCAUUAUAUUAAUGGAGUGGCAGUAUUUAUUAAUGAGGUCACUGUUUAUUUAAACCUUUUACAUUCUUUAAAGCAGUUAUGUUAGCCUUCAUAAUUUUUUUUUCCUGAAUCAUCUAGUCUUAAUUUUCAGGUUCACGUGCUGGAUAUGAAAUGUUUUCCAUACCUGAAUUGUACUUUGGAGAGUUCUUUUUCUUCAAUAGUGGUUUUACAACUUUUUGGCCAAUGGUGAGACAGGUGCAAUCUGUGGCUAGGGAUGACAAAUUCCACCCUACCCCACAGGGUACAUGAUUGUUGGGCAUUCAACUCACGGAAUUCAUAAUCAAGUCUGCUUAUUUCAGUGGCAGCCAUUGAGUGAGACAAUUGAAUGAGGUAUACCAAUGAAACCCCAUGUGCCAGAUCCCAGAUGAUGAUAAGUUUGAGUUAUUACCUGGAUAGAAGGAUAUUCCUUCCAGUCUGCAGCCGUAUGACUUCUAACGUAGGCUAAGUUCUACCUUGGUCGUGUUCACUAUACUUGGAGAUGGGUUAAUUCAUUUUAAACACCAAUCCGCUUUGCAUAAACUUUCUCAGCAUGCAAACCGAUGAAGAAGCUGCACUGGCACCCCAAGUGCACCUACCCUUCCUGUGCUAUUAGAAUUUCCAUGCUAAUUUUGGAUUUGCUUCAUCAUAGCCACGCUCCUUUAUUUAUGAAUGCUUAUGGCUUGCUUAAUCUCGUAGGAAAGGGAAAAUAGUAUUUGUGUUCUUCUCAUAUUUGAGCAUUUAAACAUGUAUCCUAUUUAUCCAACAACGGUCCUACACUACAAACCCAUCCAGAGACAUCUGUGUAUUCAUACUUUACGUUACACUGCAUUUUUAUUAUGUUAGCGUCUUUUAUUACUCUCUGUUCAUAUGGUUUAUUCAGGCAUGCAGUCCAACUCCUGUUCCUGCCGGCUUUAUGGCUAAAAUGAACGACAUAGAUACAGUAUUUGCAAAAUAGACCAACUAUUGGGCUCCAGAAAAUAAGGCCCAUUUAUUGAAUAUCUAGAAUGUGCUGACUCUAUUACUGUCUCAAUUCAUACAAUCCAAAGGCGGAUCUGAAGAAAGUGAGUGCGUUCUAUCUGGGUGCAACCGUGCAAAAUCCUCGGUAAGGUUUCUUCAAGAGCAUCGGGAAAAAUUACCCAAAAAAGAAAAAAAAAAAAAAAAGAGAAGCAGCCAGCAGGAAAGAUUCAUCAUACAUCAUGCAUGCAUCUCGUCAUUCUAUGGACGGAAAGAAUUUAGGCAGGCAAAAGGAAAAGGGAAAAUUUUAAAGAAAAUCUCAGCCUUUUGAAAAAUAAAACAUGGGAUGUGCAAAGAGGCCGAUAAAGAUUGGCCUUGUUUUCAUGAUUUCAAUUUUCAGAACAACCUGAAUCGACAAAGGGCUGCCCCGCAAGGAGCUGGUGAAUGACUGAAUGGUGAUCGGUAGGUAGCAUACCCCGGAAAGGACGCCGAGUGAGAGUGACUAUUCACUUCUUCAGCAAAAGCUGUUCAUAUUACCGACUAGGCGAAUAACCAAUCAUAUGCAAGUCGUGGGACCCGCCUUCUUCCCAGAUACUUGGCUAUCAGCUAUGGAGGCAAAGGUAAUUUUCUCGUCGCAUCUCAUAGGCCACCGAUGUAAGAAUCAAUAUCCUCCACGGCCAUGGGCUUGGAAUCGUCAAGAGGGCAGUGCUUCAAUUUGCUUCAAAGCCAUCAGCUACUAUGGUUGUUCCGGCCAUGAGCAACAUCAGAAGCGGACACCCGUUACUGGAAAACUGAAGCUGUUCAUAACCAAGCCCAAAAAAAGUAGUAGUAUGCAACUAAGAGAAGAGUCAAUCGAAGCGUCCGACAAAAAGGGAACCGUGCUCGGUGCAGUAAGUCUGAUUAUCGGAACCAGUAUCGGCUCGGGAAUACUUGCUCUUCCAAAGAGGACUUCCCCUGCUGGAUUCGUCCCCAGUGCAGUAUCUAUAAUUGUUUGUUGGAUAUUUCUUCUCGUUGAAGCCCUCUUGCUUGCCGAGAUAAAUGUGGGUCUGAUGAGAAGGAGGAGGGAGAAGGGAAGGGAGCAAGGAGACCCAGGGGUUAUCUCCAUAAGAACCAUGGCUCAAGAGACACUUGGAGAAUGGGGUGGAACUCUAGCAACUGUCAGUUAUAUUUUCUUAGCUUAUACCUCUAUGGUGGCGUACACAUCCAAAUCAGGGGAAAUUCUCUAUCAUUUGAUCAACUUACCAACAACAAUCUCGGGUAUCUUCUUCACCUCGCUCUUCACCAUUCUCAUAUCCAUUGGUGGGACCCAGGCCACUGACCAAGUCAAUCAAUGGCUAACUUCCUCCAUGAUAGGUUUACUUGUAGCAAUUGAGGUGCUGGCUGUGUUAUCUGGAGGGUGGUCGGGAUUAGAGGCAUCAGGCAACUGGGGGAAAGUUCCAUCCACAAUUCCUGUGAUCAUCUUUUCUUUGGUCUAUCAUGAUCUAGCCCCAGUUAUUUGUGCAUACCUGGAUGGCGAUCUCACACGUAUCAGGGUAUCUUUCAUUCUUGGUAGUCUAGUCCCAUUGUUUUCCCUGCUUAUCUGGGAUGCAAUUGCACUUGGUCUUUCAACCAAAGCAGAUGGGGUUCUUGAUCCUGUGGAUUUGCUAAUAAGAGUUGAAUGGAGCGGCAUCUCAGUUAUGGUAGAAGCAUUUUCACUUCUUGCAGUAGGAACUUCAUUGAUAGGCACUCUACUUGGAUUCUCUCAGUUCUUUGUGGAGCAGCUCAAUAAUCUUUCAUGGCACCAUCCAUCAACCAAAAUACAUAAAUCUGAAGGAAAUGAAAUGUCAAGUGACUUGAAAGAUGAGAUUAUGCCUUAUUCCCUGAGAAAGUGGUGGAGUAGUAACAAGCUUAGCUUCACAGCAACAGCAAUGGCUGUUGCUCCGCCUCUGUUUGUGUCAAGCACUGUUCCAGAUGCAUUCUAUACCGCCACUGACAUUGCUGGCGGUUACUGCAUGACACUGCUCUAUGGAAUCCUCCCACCAGCAAUGGCGUGGGUAAUGCGCUCAAGUUCAUGCAUUGGUAGCAGAGGGGAAGGUAGUAAACAGAAGAUACUCUACCAUGCAAAGCCUGCACUUCUUGGGGUAGGGCUAUUUGCUUGCGUGAUAAUAUUGGAGCAAAUUCUACAGGAUUUCCUAGUGUUGAAUCCUUGACAAAAAAACAAGUUACUGAGAAUGUCGUAUUUAAAGACGGUCCAAUCUUUAGGUGGACAAGAUUGUAACUGAUAUAAUUAAAGCCUCUGUUGUAAAUAUUUGUAUAAAAACAGUCUACAUUUUCAUC